Elaeis guineensis (African oil palm) is the source of this 1109-nucleotide messenger RNA. Its product is annotated as NAD(P)H-quinone oxidoreductase subunit O, chloroplastic. Gene Ontology annotation, molecular function: oxidoreductase activity, acting on NAD(P)H, quinone or similar compound as acceptor. The record is from RefSeq and is a predicted model, not a curated record. Lineage: Eukaryota; Viridiplantae; Streptophyta; Magnoliopsida; Arecales; Arecaceae. Gene Ontology annotation, cellular component: plasma membrane.
ACGCUGCGAUGGGGCGAGUGUUCGCGCUCUGUGUCUUAUCUGGAGAAACUCGAACGAGCGAACGAAAGGGAAACCGAUGGCGGAAAAUAAACCUCAAAUCCCCUCGAUGUGGGCGCCGCGCUCUCGGGCCCUCGCCGCGUUCGACCAUGGCUUCCAUGGCGUCUUUCCUCUCGUCUUCCAGGUCUCUCUUCUCCCAUUCCUCCACUGGCGUCUUUACCCUCGCCCCUAUAACCCUGGUGAGAAAGCCCCCGACUCGAACCACCCCAUGGAUCAAGGCCGCGAGUUCCGCUGAGCCGGAGAAGGAGAAGCUUGUCCAGACUCCCACCGGAGCGCCGCCUUCCCCCGCCUCCCCUCCCAGGCCAAAGAAGCCCGAGUACUCAAUGAAGAAAGGGCAAAUUGUACGUGUGGACAAAGAGAAGUACCUAAAUAGCAUCAAUUAUUUAUCUGUUGGCCAUCCACCUCACUAUAAAGGGUUGGACUACAUAUAUGAAGACCGUGGUGAGGUCUUGGACCUACGAAUUUUUGAAACUGGGGAGCAUGCUCUUGUUGCUUGGGUUGGGAUACCGACCCCACCAGCAUGGCUGCCUACUAAUAUGCUUAUCAAGUCGGAAAAGCUUAACUAUGAGAGAAUAUGACCUUGGAAUCCCUACUUUAGUCUUGGGCAAUGUCAAAUGGUGCUCUUUGCUCUCCUUACUCUCACAGCUCACAAGGAGGCAUUGCAACAUUUUUGUUGAGGAUUCAUAUUGGUUGUUGAUGCAAGCUGCCUGCAUGGGCAUUCUUCACUGUUUUUCUUGUCUAGCUGAAUUAUGUAGCGAGCUAGGUCAAGGUUUGUGAUUUUGAUUGUCAUUAGUUGCUGGAACACAGGGCAUUGGCUGCCUUGUGGUAAAAUAUCGGACAUUCUCCCUGUGAAAAAAAAAUGCUCUUUGUUUAAAAUUUGAAUGUGAUAGCACUUGAAUCUUGAUAUCUAUAUAUAUUGUAUCAUUGUCAGGUGCGACGCUUAACCAGUAUUGCUUUCAAGCUAGACCAUAUCUACAUCUUAGUAGAUAUAUCAAUUUGUUGUAUGAUUUAUUGUAAUGUGAUAAUAGAUGAAUUAAAAUCUCUUUGCCUGA